Penicillium salamii is the source of this 2321-nucleotide messenger RNA. The record is from the annotation of a GenBank genome assembly. Lineage: Eukaryota; Fungi; Ascomycota; Eurotiomycetes; Eurotiales; Aspergillaceae.
UCGUCAUUCCCCGCGGGUUUGCUUCGGUGCCUUUUUUUUUUCUGAUCCUUUCUUGUACGCCCCUUACCGCAAAGCACGGUUUGAUCCCAGCAGUGAGAAUGUCUUCACGGGCCAUUCGGAAGCUACAAAGGCUCCGGGAGCAAGAGCAGCAGGGUUCAGAUUCAAGAGAUGAGUCAAGUGAAGAUGAAGCCCCGCGCCCCGCGAACCCAAAGUUCAACGCCUUUGAUUUGCUGAACGCUGGAGAUGACGGGGACAAUGAUGAUCAAGAGGAGGAAGAAGAGGAUGAUACUGAGCAGCCACAGGAGGAACCUACCGUCCAGCCAUCCAAGCCCGAACCCGCACCCAAGUCCAAGAGUUCGAGGAAGAAGAAGAAGAAUAAGAAGGCUUCCAAAGCCUCUGUGCCAGCCAGCCGUACACCAGAAAAGUCCAAUGGAGGACUCGAUGAGAUUGAUAAGGCCUUGAACGCGCUUUCAGUGAAUAAGCACAAUCCCUUUGGCCCCCGUCAACCAACUGCUUCCAGCACCCCACCGGAGGAAACUUUCCCGAUGACGACGAACGAAGUGCUUGGUAUCGAAUCCAAGUAUCUCAAUGCGACAAAUGAAAUGCGCCGGCUCUUUGGAAAUGUUGUUCUCGAAAACUUCGAUCAGCCAGCCGACGCUGGAGCGGGCCGUCGUCGGGAUCGCAAUCGACAGAUGAUCGACCUUGCUCAGGCUUUGACAGGAAAAUACAGUCCAGCCAGUCGGGGCUUGAGCUUGGCUGGAGUCACACAGCGGAAGAACUUCCUUAUGCAAGGCAAGGACGAUUGGCCACGUGCUCCCAGUGGAGGGCUAAGCAUGGAAUUUCUACAGAAAUUCCGCACCGGUGAAACUCUGUUCAAACUCAUCCACAAUACCGCCUACGAAGAUGUACAAAGGCAAUUCGAUCUCUGUGUCGAAUCCAUGGAUCCUCAAAGGAUGAUCGGUCAUCUUCAAUACAAUCCCUACCACAUCUCCACACUCCUCCAGGUUUCCGAGAUCGCCAAACAUCAAGGUGAUCACGCUGUUUCUGCCGACCUUAUGGAACGAGCCCUUUUCAACAUUGGGCGUUCAGUCCACUCCUCGUUUGCCGACUGUCUCAAGUAUGGUGAAGCCAGAAUAGACUUCAUUCAUGACGAGAACCGAGAAUUCUUCCUCGUUGGAUGGAGAUACAUUUCCAACCUAGGCAUGAAGGGAACUUGGAGAACUGCAUAUGAGUGGUCUAAGCUGUUGCUUAGCGUGAAUGAUACUGAUCCCUAUUGCAUGAAACUGCUCAUUGAUCAUCUUGCUCUUCGGGGCAGAGAGUACGCGCAUUUUGUGCAAAUGUGUACUCAGACCCGCUUCAGUCGUGACUGGGCGGACCUUCCCAAUAUUCAAUGCUCUCUAGUCAUGGCAUACCUUCGUCUAAACAAACCCAAGGAAUGUCGCGAGCAACUACAACGCGUCAUGUCCCGCUACCCGUGGGUGUUUAGCAGACUGGCCCAGGAACUUGACCUCAAACACGUCCCAAAGGCAAUUUGGGGCAAGAUGCCUCCUACAGGGUCCCACGAACUGCUGACGGAGCUCUAUAUUGCGCGUGCUAAAGAUCUGUGGAACACUCCCGAGGUGGUUGCGCUCAUCAUGGAAGUUGCCGACUCCAUCACCGGCGAAGUUGAGCCCAUUGAGCCCCCAGAAAUUACAUUAGCAAUUGCUCGCCAUGUGGUCGUGUCUGAUAUUCCUAAGGUGACGACCUAUCUUCCAAACCACUUUGUGGCCGGCCGGCUGUCAUCCUCCGAUCCCCUUCCCCCGCUUGGGUCUGACGCCUACGAGCGACAAUCCGAGCCUCAGCCUAUGUAUGCGGCUCCGGCUGGUGCUGGCGGCGAGAACUGGCUGCAGGAUCUUCUCGGUCAGCUCAACAAUCGCAACCCCGGGGCUGGUGAUAUUGAUGACGAGGGCCCGUUUAUCCGAGGUUUCGGCGAUGAAGAUGACAAUGAGAAUGAGAACGAGAACCAAGGUACCAAUGCGGCUGAGGACAAUUACGAUAUUCCAACAUCGCGUCCUCCCCUUGGGGAUCGGGCAGCCCUUGAAGGGUGGCUAUCCCGGGAAGGCCUGCAGAUCCUUCGAAUUUUCCUGUCACAGUACGGCGUUGACCGGGGUAACUGGGGUGAAGUUGUGGUUAACUACGCCCCUUUGACUAAUUAUCUCCAAGCGUUGGAUGGGAUCACAGAAGCUUCCCGACGACGGCUGUUGGAAGGCACCAUCAAGGAUUCUCUGGGUGAUUUUGCAGUGAGCAUGUUGGAGGAUGAAUACGCCAACAUGCGAGAGUAA